AUGCAAACUCCCGAGCACUGGAGGUUUGUCGAUACUCCAUGGGAUUUGACGUGGGAAUGUGAGGGUUUGAAAGUUGGUUGGACAAACGUGUCAAGAAUCGGUUGCGUCAUGUCCACCAUUCUGGGUGUGUGGUCCGCAUACAUUCUACCGUUCGUCUGUGGUCUAAGUUUGAUCGGAACUGUGUUCUUCAUGGUCAUCGCCAUUCUUAGCAAGCAUUUGGUCACACGACAACUCAUCUACAUGUUCUGUAUGUUUGCCUCAAAUGCAGCAACCAGUGUACUAUUUGGUUGGUUCUGGAUGUUCCCGGCCAAGGGUUUACCGUUUGCCACAAAUGGAAAAACCUACUUGUUCACGUUCUACGCCUCUCCGAUCGCUUGCUCCAUUCACCGAUUUGCCUAUUCGUUUACAAGCACCACGAGUUGUAACCUGUUACUGUUAGCCAGUAUUGAUCGGCUACUGAGUGUUUGCUUUCCUAUGGAAUUUUCCAAUAUUCCCCGACGAUACGGUUGGUAUGCAGUUCUGUUCACGCUAUUUAUCAGUCUAUUCAUGCUUUUCCCGGCAACCGCUUUGAUCAGGUGGACACGGAUAGGGGGCAGGAUUAAUUGCUGGUACCCAGAACCCUAUAAGUAUAUGGAGUACUACCACACACUGAUCUCUAAUGCCGCUGUUCUCCAACCGUUGGCUAUCACAGUAAUCAAUAUUAUUAUAUUCUCAAUCAUUCGACGUCUCGCGAAACAGAAGCAGAGUGAAGCGGUUUGGACAAAUCAGGCAAAACAGAGUGUCCGGGCUUGUGUUGUCUUAUUGAUUGUGUCCUGUGUCUAUGUGGUGUGUGCACUGCCACAAAGCGUUGCCUAUAUUUGCGCCUACACUAUCGCUCGAACAGAUCCGUCUCAGACGCGGGCGAUUCGACUGGCCUAUAAUGUGGCCGAUUUGUCGCUGGCUCAGUGGACUUCGACCGUACAGCAAGCGUGCAGUCGCCACACGGAUGGACUAGAUGUGACAACAAGAGCGUUGCAAAAGGAACAAGCCGUCAUGUGCAUUCAUCAACCAAAAUACGAUGUGGAGGCUCUGAAUCAAACUCAGGCAUCCUAUCCGCGUAACCUUCAGACUGGUCCUAGCAUUCUGCCCCCGUGGAAGCACAAACCACGUCUGGAAACCGAUUCUAAUUAG
Messenger RNA from Echinostoma caproni, 1170 nucleotides. The record is from the annotation of a GenBank genome assembly. NCBI's taxonomy places the organism in Eukaryota, Metazoa, Platyhelminthes, Trematoda, Plagiorchiida, Echinostomatidae.